ACAGCAGACUGCGAGUGGAGCAAAUUUUACCACUGGUUUUGGCACAAAAUGACUGUUACAGCAAUAUGAUGGGAGAGGGCUAUUUCCCAUCAUGCCUCUAUGAUAGGCAGAAGAGGAGGGACUUCCUUCGGAUAAAAUGUAUUAUUAUUAUUAUUAUGCAUUCUUUGUAGAAUCAUUACAAACUAACAAGUACUGUCAAUCUGCCGGUGUUAAUGUAAAACGCCUGCCUGUCACUGACACGUGAACUGAAGUUCCCCUUGAUGCCAAGGUGAUUAUAUUAUAUUAAUGACUUUUCCGAGCCGCUUAUCCUCACAAGGGUCGCGGGAGUGCUGCUGCCUAUCCAUACUGGGAUAGGCUCCAUACCCCUGGCUCUAUUCUGGCAAUUUGCUCAUUAUUACAGUCCCAGCUAAGAUAGGAGUCAGAACUACCGCGACCCUGGUGAGGAUAAGCAGCUUGGAAAAGAGAUGAAUGGAUAUAGUAUUAGAUAUUGAAUUGUAUAACAUAUUGGCUGAUACUGUACAUGUAUUAACGGCUAACAAGUUAAGUGCCGCCAUCUUCUGGUGAUGGCAAAAAAAUGUCCCACGGUCUUCUGUGAACUCCGUUUCCCAUAAUGCCUUAGGGGUGUUAGUGGAAAUGCAGCUUUCAUGAGUGCUUUGGUUUACUAGUAGUGUAUCACAUGUCAAAUCUAAAAUUAAAUUAAAUUAAUCAAAUCGCUACAUGGAACUGUUGCCAGGGUGAAAAGUGACUAUUGGCUGAGAACUACAUUUCCCGUCAUGCCUCAGUGGACACUGGGAAGCAGUGGAGGCGGGACUCGCGUUUCACUCAACAGUUGGGCGCGAGUCAGCUUGUAUCAUGUCAAUAACGUCUCGGCGGUAUUUCGCCUUUACAACUGCUUCUCAAGUCGCCGAGACGUGAUUUUUUUUUCAACAUGCCUUCGAACGUCGGUCUCGUCUCCUCGGCCGCUUUCGUCCGCCUACAUCGCCGAGUGGCGUCAUGAAGAACCGAAGUUUGGGAUCCGUCAAAGCCGGGGGCACGAAGAAGAAAGUCCAGUCCGAUGUGGUGGCCUCUACCAGCCUUCCCCCACUGGUGGAAGGUGAGGUGCGGUGCUUCCUGCGCGUGACCGUCAGCCGCCUGCGCUGGAGCGCGGCAAGGCCCCUGCAGCUGUCGUCGGUGCGCCUGCGCUGGUGGGGGGAGUCGUCCGAUGGCACGCACUUCAUUCCUGAGGGUGCCGUGCUGCCUUGGCAACGGGGCGUCAAGACCACGGCGCGCUUCCCUGUGCGCUGCGGCCCCAAGCAGCUCACCUCGUACCUGGCAGAUAUGGGAAACCUGGUGCUGGAGGUUCUGAGCAACCAGGAUCGCCUCCCCAUCGCGCGAGCUCAAGUCACGGAAAUCUCCCGCCUGUCCCGGUCGCAGCCCAUCACCGGCUUUCACACCCUGCUGUCGCCUACAUCGAAAAAGCUCGGCGAGUUGGAGGUCUCUCUUCAUUUGGAGCCCCUGGCUGCAGAAUGCGACAAGCACACCUCUGGUCCCAGCACUGAGUUCGGCAGCAACAUCCCUCAGGGCGGCUCACUGGCCACGUUUGACGACCCUCCGCCGUCUGACGCAAACAAAUCAGAUGACAGCAGCGGUGGAAACACGCUGAGAGGAAAAGAUGGCCCAUGUUCUCAAACCACACAGACAGAUAAAGAUGAGUCGGUGGGGAACGUGAAGUUGCAAGCAAAUGGUCAAAUAGCUGUGGAUCAGCCAAGCAAUGACAUCCUCUCAGUGAUUCUGGAGCGUGGCAGCAAACUUCGGGACGCGAUGGUUAUGUCAGCAUUGAAAAGCGACAUGCCUUCUGCCCCCUUUCUCCAAGACUUCCAACUCCCUCUCCAGACAGACAGCGCCAAACCCACAUCCAUGCCCUCUGAAAUGUUGCUUGAAAACAUUCAGUUUGCUGAUCCAGCCGUCAAGUCCGCGGAUGAUGUCGGAGACUACGGUCUCCGUUGUUCCCCCGACAUGGAGCACAGAGCUGUGGAUCUCAUCCUUGGCAGGUUGAAAACGUCCCCGUCGCUGCUGUGGCAGGCCGAGGGCUCUUUCCCUGACUCUCUGUCCAGCAUGAGUGGAGACAGUGACCUCGGCGAUCCACAGUAUGAUCAAAGCUUGCUGGAAAAUCUGUUCUACAAGCCUCCGUCACCAGAUUUGAGAGCAGAUGAGAUGGCAGGGGACGCUGAAGGCCAGAAGAACGCUUCUUCCAGGACUGCGAAGCAGUUAAGACAAUCUGUUUCCAGUACACGUGAUAAUGCUGGGACUUUGUCUAGUCCGGUUUCAGAGCUGCAAAACACUCUGGCUGAUUCCCAGAUUCCUUUGAGUCGGGAGCAGCUUACGUUUCUGAGCUUCAUGCGAUCGGCAAAAGUGACCAUCGACUCCAUGAGUGUGCCCACAGGCUGCGCGAGCCCCCCGGCCACUAAGACCCCUAGCAAAUCACCACUGUUGCGCAGAAAGAAGUGCACGUAUUUUGUCGAGUAUACGUUCCCCAAGACUUUCUCGUCUGGCCGACAUGGACAAAGUGUGCUGCCGGGGGUGGAGGUGACCAGGGCUGCUUCCAGUAACGUCACAGAAGGAGUGGUGAACUUCAAUCAGCUGUCGGUGUUCCCCGUCCGUUUCAGCAAAACCGCGGUGGAAGCUUGGUGGUCCACAGAUCUCCUUUUCCGAAUUUAUGCACGAAAGAAUGACCAGAAGAGGGCCGUUCUCAUCGGAGAAGCCCAUCAUCCGUUGCGCAGUCUGCUGCGGAGCAAGCAGCUCAGCGAGUCGCUCACGCUGGGAGUGCGCGGCGUGGAGGCAGCAACGCGGGAACUCUGUCUUCUCAAGGUGCUGCUCGAACUGUCGACCAACAACAGAGUCUCUGAAAUCUCUGGAAAAAGAGAGCCCUCUUGGUCACGCACUACACGUAGUCCUCAAAGAGAGCCCUGCACUACGUCGCAAUGUGUCGACAUUUGCUCGGACGAGCUAGCAGUUCGCACUUCAGAAGACUUCGCCGUGGAUGUUCCCAUUCAGUACUCCACGGCGGCCCCUCCUCUCACUCAUCACGCAGUGCCGUACGUGUCUCGGGGUCCUGUGGCGGAAGAACCCGAGGUUCUGUUGCACACGUUGCUCAUGGUGCCGGAUGGCAAGAACUUCACUGGUGGGCUGGCGCAGGCCGUCAAUGUCUACUUGAACUGCAAACUCUUCUGGUGCGACGAGGUGGCGAGGUCUGUGGUCAGCUGGGGGCGCGCCAACCCUUCUUUUAACUUUGUCCAGGUAACACCCGUGGCUUUGAACUCACUCUUAUUGGAGCGAAUGAGGAACAACGUGAUGGUCAUCGAAGUGUGGCAGAAGACUGGCAGCUCCAGCCACGAGAGACUCUUCGGUCUCGUUAAACUGCCUCUACACCAGUUCUACAUGUCCUUCAGGGAUCCAAAGAUUACCCACCUCCUUCUCCAGGCGCAGUACCCCGUUUUAGGGGUGGAUUGCUACAUGCCGGUGGUGGACGUGUUCUCGGGCAGCUGCAGAGGAAGCCUCAGGGUCACACUGGCCAUGGGCCUCUGCGAGCAGGUACUGGCCCUGCAGCGAGCCAGAGACGAGGAGUGCGAUCCGCCGGGCCGAACCCCCCUUCGACCUCUUCACCUGCUCGACCACCAGCCCAGUGCACCUCCCAAGGUAAUCACCUCACAAGCACGAGCUAUGACGGAGCACGUGUUCAUGAUCAGGGUCGAAAAGCUGUCGGGCCUGACCCCUCUGCAGUCUACAGUGUGGGGCGAGGCCGACUGUUACGUACAAUACACGUUCCCGUCCCAGAAAGGUGCCGACGUCACCCUGGAUGAGUAUAACGCCAACCUGAAGCCUUUUCGUACCACCACCACGCUGUGCGUCCCCGAUCCGAUCUUCGGCCACACGGAGGCGCACGCUCUUUUGGCUCCUGAGGGCGUUCCCAUUCAGAAAGUGCUCCUCAGUUCUCUUUCCAGCCAAGGUCUCAGCGGUGGUGGGGGUGUGCAUUUUGAAGUGUGGUGCAGAUAUUAUUAUCCCAAUGUCCGAGACCAGCUGGUGGCCAAAGGAAUUCUCCCCUUGUCCAAGCUCUGUGCCAUGGUCACCUUGCAAGGACGGCAUCCCGACGAGGCCCAGAUGUUCUCGCUACCCCUCCUGCCGAAAGUUGAUGGCCUUGCGACGCCUCAGCCUCAUCCCUCUGGCCUUCUGGAUGUAUGUGUUCGAUACAAGUUCCGUCCACUGAGAGCAGACGUGCUGCCUGGCAGAGGACCCCCCUCAUCCCUUGUGACCCUCGUGGUUCAAGUGCAUAGGGGGUCUGGUUUGCAGGCAGCAGCCAGAGUCAUAGCCCAGCAGGACGAAAGGUUCGACUACUUUGCCACCGUAGGAGUUAACUCCUACGUGACCGUCCACCUGUCCUUCUUGCCCAAUGACGAGCCGACAUGUACCCGUACGGCCGCCAGGACCUUCUGCCCCGAGUUCGACCACCAUGCCGAAGUGCGCUGUGACAUACUGGUCCACAAGAGCGGCGGAGAAACCUGCAGUUUAGCUGAGCAGCUGGCGGAAGCUUGGGCUGUCUUCACCGUGUGGAACAAAGACAGCCGCAAAGGUAUUACCGCCAAGCCUCCAGAUGUGAUGUUGGGCACAGUGAAAAUCCCCCUACUCGACCUCCUCCGUAAAACAACAGGUAUUUUCGGCUGGUUCUCUAUCUAUGCAUCCCGGGAAUCCCCUCAAGGUCAGCACACGUCGGUUGGAGGCCUGGAGAUCUCGCUUGGCUUUUCCCACCACUCUGAGCGGGAGCGGGUCAUUCGGGCCGCUCAGGAUUUGGGCUGGGAUCCAACCCAGGCUCAGGUAGACUGUGACGACCAAGGCGCCUGGGAACAGAGCACCAGGAAGUUAUCACUGACCUUUUCCAUGCCCAGAGCAUGGUUACCGCUCCACUGCCUGUUCCUGCCGGGACACGACACCCUGCAGCGCUCCACCUACUGCUACCUUCGUUACAAGUUCUACGAGAACGAGGCCUACUGCUCGCACAUGAAGCAUCCGUGUGCUGGCGAGGGUGGCCAAGCCACCGUUACAUUUCAGGGGAGUCGCACCGUGGAGCUGAUGAGCUCCCAGCCACUAAUGUGGUACCUUCGAGAGGAGAAGCUGGAGGUGCAAGUGUGGGUGGCUUUCCAGAAGGACAAAAGCCAGAAGCCAAGGGACACCGACCGCCUGCUGGGGUCCGCCUUCAUUCAUCUGUCCUCGCUUGCUCAGGCUCACCAGGAGAAGUUGACUCUCAGUGGAGUGUAUCCACUGUUCAGACGCUCGGCGGCAGACUUGCAGGGCGCCGCUCUACGGGUGCACAUCAGCCUGACCGCCGGCAGCGUUCCAACUGCAGAAGAUGACCCGAUUGAAUCCGACAGCCAGGAAGAGACGUUAAUAGAGGAGCAGGCGCCGCCCACCUCACCUUCCACCCCGCCCCGAACUAAAGAAAGUCAUCCCACAGCAGAUGUCACGUUUUUGCCGCCUGUGGCGAUAAUGACUGAGGAUGAAUCCUUCCCAGUCACUGUUGGCGUGCAUGGGGCCAAGAACCUUAACGGCUGUCUGCCAUCUGGUAGCAGCGAAGGGAAGAUGUGCUGCUUUGUCUCGUAUGUCGCUGCUGACUGCACCGAGCCCAUAUCAACGGUUGCGGUGGCUGACACCAACUGCCCUGUUUGGGACCACGAGCACAACUGCAGGCUUUCCAAGCAGCUCCUACUUGACCCUCAACAGAGCUUGGUAUUCAAAGUCUGGCACAAAGGCACCGCAGAAGCGGAGCAGGUGAUAGGCUUCGCAGCCGUUGACCUGUCCCCGUUGCUGUGCGGCCUGCGGUUGCUGUGUGGCUGGUACAACGUCACAGAUUUCAGCGGCCAUUGCCACGGUCAGCUUAAAGUGUCUGUUAAGCCUUUGAAGUGGGUACAAGACCUCCGUGGGGAGAGAAAAGCUGCGGUAGACGCAGAGCCUUUUUCCCAGGUUGCGCCUUGCAGCUACCAAACCAGCGCCAUGUACACCAGCUUCCCUUCUCACAUCAGUCGAUACCCCGAGCAGCACAUCUCUUCACCUGACAGCGUGGGCCCACUCUUUCACAAAUUACCUGUGCCCAGUGAAAGCGAGCGGCACCAUGAGCACAUGGAAAAGGUACGUCUUCAUCAUCAGAGCCUUCAGGAGCAGGCUGCCCCUCAUUUGGUCUGCGACGGCAGUGGCGGGGACGUUAAUCCCUCAAGUUCUCUGCUCUUUGCUACGAUCAGGAAGAUAAUGAGCGAGCAGGACAACAUCCAGAGAUACUUCAGCAGCAAGCUCGGGUCGCCUGCCUUCCCGUCUACCACAGAUCGAGACGAACAGAAGAAACAGACUCCGAGUGACACGUGUCUGCAACUCAUCAGGUCCCCACCGUUAGCAGGCGAUGGCCGCAGUGGUCAAUGCCUACCAGCUUUGUCUUCCAUCGUCCAUGGGAGCUCAGCCAAUGAGAACCACCCUGAGAUGAUGAGUUCUUCCGUAGGAUCCUCAUCUUGUCGCCGGCUGCCAUUUCCAGCAUCUCAACCUGAGGAAGAAGAGGACGACGGUUGCAACAAGGAACCAGAAGCCACCGAUAAUGAUGAUGAAGAUGAUGAAGAAGAUGACGAAGAACAUAAAUCCCAGUGCAGCACUGAGGACGAGGAGGAGGAUUAUGAGGAAGAGGUGGUGGAGCCAAGGCAUUUAAACGAGGUGACGUUUUCCACGGAUAAGACGAGUCCCUGGAAUAGCAUCUUGUCAGAUCGGGACCUACCAGAGGCACAAGACGAGAUGAACUCCAGCAGGAAACAGGACCUCUCUCAACGCCGCCGAGCCGACAGUUUUGACAAGUCAUCAGAAGCAGCUUCAAACUCGCAGAGUGACGACGGCGACACCACGGGGGCUACAGCGGCCCGUUCUGGACGGUCCAUGCCAGAAAAUCAAGUCUCCCUUCCGAACUAUUUCCUGCCCUCAGACCAGCUGGAGGCCUCUCUCAAAGUGGUACACUUGGCAUCCUCUUUCUCCAAUUUAUCUAGCGACAGAGAGCGUGGCGUCACUCCGCAUCAAAUUCCUCGCAGGGGUCCAUGGCGCUGUCCCGACAUGUCACCCACCUCCAGGAAGAGAGAGACUGAAAGAUUUGCUAGAAUAUGCGCCACUCGCUUAGAUAUUGAUGACGAUUAGCAUGCUGUGUGUGUUUUGAUGUGUAGAAAUGGGGGGGAAGCUGCUGUAAAGUAAGUGUCCUGUUUUGUAUUUUUCUAAAUAAAUAUUUGCAAUCCA
Syngnathoides biaculeatus (alligator pipefish) is the source of this 7287-nucleotide messenger RNA. It is a transcript of the gene c2cd3, whose product is annotated as C2 domain containing 3 centriole elongation regulator. NCBI's taxonomy places the organism in Eukaryota, Metazoa, Chordata, Actinopteri, Syngnathiformes, Syngnathidae. Bases 994 to 7191 code for a protein of 2065 amino acids. Gene Ontology annotation, cellular component: centriolar satellite; centriole. The transcript is spliced from 32 exons. Gene Ontology annotation, biological process: centriole elongation; cilium assembly. The record is from RefSeq and is a predicted model, not a curated record.